CUGCAACUACUGACACAAUUUUUUUUUCAGGCUAGGCGUGUAGCCCGAAAUUGAGCCUAGAAUUGUGUGCAUAUACGCACAGGUAGCUGUUUCCAUACCCUGUGUACAUGUGCAUACAUGCGUAUAUAUUCUAGGCUUCGGGCGGUGAAUAAGUUAGUUGAAUGGGUGUUUGUUUCUUUCUAUAUGAAUGCUUUAAUUUGUGCCUUUAUGUCUUUCCUGUGCAUUAGAGGUAUUUCUGUGAAACUUCGAGGAAACAUUGUAUUUCUGUGAAACUUCAAGGAAACAUUCCAUAUCUAUGAACUCACCAAAAGAAUGUUAAUACAUGUUCUAAUACUUUCUGGAUCAAGGUACAAUGCGACUGCCUUGGCCUUAGGCAUUUCAGGCUCCAAUAUGUUUGCUUGGCAAGUAAUGUUAAGUCAAAAAGCAUUUUUGUUAGCCUGGAACACAAAAUAUAUGUUUAAUGACAUUUGCUUACUUUUGAAAACUGUUUGCAGUAAUCUGCAUCAUGUUUUCCCGCAAUAAAAGAACUUACUGGAAGAAAAAUGACAGAUAGGCAAGUGGCUGGACUUAAAGCUGUGGUUUACUGAAAGACAGCUGCCGUAAGAAAAAAACAAAAAGAAAGAAAAAGAAACUGCUGCCCUGAGUGAGCUCCGCUCCCUCAGGGCAGCAGUUGUUUGGGCAGACACACAUUUGUGGUAAACAUAGUUUUCUUGCUUUGCCCUCUUUCCUGUCCAUAGUGCACACAUUGAAGCUUCAGUGCAUUUUCUCUGUUGCAAGUCCAGCAUGAUUUCCUGUGAAUCAUACUACUUUUGUUAUUUUGCCACUAGAGAGCAUGACACAUAAAUGACCAGCCAUCUAGCAGACUGUCCAGCGUCGAAUAUAUUUGCUAUAUUAAUCACUAGUACAGGUUUUGUUGCCUGAACUAAAUCGCACCUCUUAACGAAGUUGCAUCCGAUUAAAAGAAUAUCUUUGUUAUAAGCAAUAUUUGUUAGAGAUAUUAGCAAUAAACACUUUAGGUUUACUUUUAAACAUGCUUUUAAAGCAGUAACAUUGCCCAGUGACGUCAGCAGCAUCGAAUCGGGGCACGAAAUUUAAAUACGGUCUCUGCAAACUCGUUCAACCGAAUUAUCCAAUAAAAUUUUGGACAUUAAAUUUUUGAGCAGGGUUGUAUGUAACAAUGCGAAUUUGGCAGCGAAUAUUUCGGGAAUGGUUGGCCAUUCACAAAUAUCUCGGGAGGAUUUUUAAUGUGAUUAGCAUUCUUUGAGAACAUCACCCAGUUUACCUGUCUCUGUCUUUACAUACAUGCAUACAUACAUGCUCCCUCUUGUAUGUUUGCAUACAAACAUGCUCUGUCUCUGCAUACAUACAUGUCUUUAUAUAUGUAUGUCCGUGCCCAGCCUCUCUCACGCCAACUUGGUCACUGGGUGAUGCAUGGUCAAAUUGGUAGGGCAUCGGGCUGCUGUGCUGAGGGACUCAAGUUCGAAACCAAUUGUCAGACCAAUUUUAGUCACUGGUUAUGAGCUGAUCUUCAAUGAACCUCUUUCACGCCAGCUUGGGUCACUUGUUGUGUGCCUGGGAAAGGCCUGGGUGUAUGCCACCCUUCUAUAAACAUAUUUCUCGUCAACUUGAGUCAAUGGGUAUGUGCCAUUCUUAAAUUAAACUCGUUGACACCAGCUUGGGUCGCGGGGUAUGUUCCACUGGCUAUGUGUCCCUGUUCAGUAAACCUGUUUGACAACAACUUGUGUCACUGGGUAUGUGUGCUGCUUUUUGUAUUAAUCGUCAUAUAAAACAUACCAUCACCAUUUAUGCACCCAUCAUAAGAUAUGUAGUCUGCUAAUCGCAUUAAUGUCGCCAAUCAUCUCCAAAGAAUGGACGCACCGCCAAUUUUCUUUUCACUGUGUAGCGUUCAUUUAUAUUUUUUCAAUUAUCUCCUCCUUCCUACCCCCUCUUCCAUUUUUUUUGUGCAAUAAGAACAAAGAUGAAAUGAAGGCAAAAAUCUGCGGAUUCCACACACUGUGGGAAUCAAUGUAAUCGAAGCUUUGUAUGCCAUUUGCUUGGAUUGACGAUAAUUAGCAGUGGCGUUGCGGCAAAUGUGUAAUUUCUUCAGCGUUUAGUCCAAUACGAGAGUCCUGAGUUGAUGUUAAAUGUUACCACGCAUGCACCACUGCUGUUUGUGUAGUCCGCAGAACACACAGGGGGGCGUGUUUGCUUGAGGUGCUGUGCGUCAUUGUUCAUAAUCUGUGAGAAGGUUGAGCAUUAUUAUUGCAUCACAUGGUACAUCGUAUUGUGACAGAAGUAUUAAACAUAAAUUGAAUUAUGGGGCUGUACAUAAUUCAAUUAAUUAUAAUUCUAUGUAUACAUUGUAAUUCACGGUCUGCACCACGUUUCACUGCGUAGCAAAGACACUCCUGUUCCACGCAGCGCUGGCUGGGCUGCAUAAAGUUGCUGUAUAUGCGGGGCCACAUACAGUAACUCUAGGAGUCCAUGCAGCCGAGCGCCAUCUGGUGGGUGUUGCAAGAAACCCAGCGGUGCUUGCGAGCCAAACCACUGCAGAAGCGCCAGGAAAGUUGCUAGAAGAGGCAAAAGAAAGCUUUGCUUUAAAAUAUCUUCCUCUCCUUUAAGUCAGAAAAUGCUGAAUUAUAGAUUUUCCUUUUAUGAAUACAAUACAUGUAAACCUUAUGUGCCGCCUGCAGAAUAUACCUCAGGCGGACUUGGUAAAAUACCUGGGUAUAAUACAUGAUAAGCUUGGUGCAUGCGCAUUGAAUAUAUACAUAAAAAAAGAGUGUGCAGUUGGAAUGCCAAGAAGCCUUUGCAACAGUCGAUAGGGGAUGUGGUGAGACUCUCUUGUGAUGAUUUAUAAAAUGUAUGUAUGGCCUAUUUUGGAAUUUAGAUGUGUUCUAUAUCCAGGUGCGUCGGCAUAUAAAUUACAUCCCCUUGUUCUUCUGGAACAAGAAGCUUUACACCUGUGCCUUUGUUUACCAAAAUUCAUUGGCAACACCGUAUUAUACCUAGAUGCAUGUUUACUGUCUCUUUUGUGUAGAUUUCAGCUAUUAACGGUCCAAACAUUCAUAAACAUAUGUGAUUUCCCAGCAAAAUUACAGAUGGUUUUUAUUUCUCAGCCUGUAAUAUUUUUCAAUCUUCCUGGCCUCGGUUCCACACCCCUCAGGUCGUUUUUGUGCAGGCACUUGUCGGUCCUCUAGAUGUAUCAUUUUGUUAGAUUCGUCCUAUGGGCAGUGAGAGAGAGAGAAUCUCCAGAUUAUAUUUGAUGAUAUAUAUUCAAAGAAAGCGAAACACCUUUCUUACAAUACAUUAAAUGGGCUAUUACAAAAUCACUUAUAUCACUUAUUGGAACUAAGGUAAGUUCCGUAAUAAUGACUGAUGCAUCACAAACCGACGAAAAAUCUAGUAUUGGAAUUUUCUCUUCCGCUUUUGACUGUUCAUUCUCUUCAGGACUUCCCGACUACAUACGAGUAUCUUUAGCUGAAUUUCUGGCAGUUACAUUGGCUUUAUGAAAAGUACGUCAACUCAUCAAUCUCGGAAGUGGUAAUACUUGUAACGGAUUCUUCAUGUUCAGCUCUUACUGCAAAUAGUGGCAUUUCAAGUACAUUUCGUUAUCUAAUACCCUGUCACUUAACACUGAUUAGAUUGAUAUGGGUACCUGGUCACAAAGGAUUAGUUAUAAAUGAAUUAGCACACAGCUUGGCAAGAGCUGCCCUUGGUGGUCCAAUUAAUUCUCUCAAUAAUUCCUGUAUCAGCUUUCAUAACAGCUGCUAGGUUCAGGGGAUGGGCAGUUAUGCAAGAUUCUUGAAACCUAUCAUUAACAAAUUUAACUGAUUACCGACACCUCCUAUUCCCCUGGAGCAGAAAUUUCUGCCGCAAUAGAAAAUUUGAACUCCUGUUUACCAAAUUCCGAUGUCGAAUAAAGCUAUUAUCUGCAUCGAUCUGGUCUGGCAUCCUCCUUCCGUGUGCUCAUCCUGUGGGGAGGACAAAACAGUGUAACACUUUUUCCUGUCAUGUUGACAUCAAGAAAACAUACUUUAGAAGGAAAAUUUCAUGGUGCUGAAUUGAAUAAAACGAUUCCCGAUAUUCUAUCCUUCGGAGUCUCUGGGACAUUAUCGUAGGGGUGUUGGUGAAGCUUUGUGAGUUAUAUAAUUGAAUCAGGACGAUUUCCUUGCUAAAUUCUUAAAUUUUAUCAGAAUUUAUUCUUUUCAGCUUUUCAAGAUUUCUCGAUAGGGCUUCUUUUAAGGCUCAUAUAAUAAUUUUUAAUAAACCACCCGAUUCUUGGCCAAUUCCCACUCUCGAAGGCAAGUAUGCAAGCAAGUUAAUAUUAUUGAUGAUAGUAAUAGAUGCUAGGAUGCUUCGAUGUCCUCCGCGGGCGAGGGGGACACCGCGGCACCCCAAUAGAUGCUGAAGCCCCUUAAUAGGUGCGGACGUGUCGCGCCAUCUAGACGGCAAAUAACGUACUGGGAAACGCGCCCAACCAACCGGCCGCAGUCGGAUGAUCAUCAGCACGGGAUGGCCGCAAGAAUAGUGCUCUGCAGGAUUUGCGCUCCCUUACUUGGAAGGAACCAGCAGGUUGCUGUGCGGAGUAUUAGUACGACAUCCAGCAGAAAUGCCCAGUUUUGCAACUCGGCCGAUGAGGCCAUCAAGGAAAUAAAGAGCGGUUCGAAGCUGCUCGUUGGAGGAUUUGGUCUCUGCGGGAUCCCUGAAAAUUUGAUCGCUGCACUCUCAAAGACAAGUGUGAAGGACCUUGUUGUCGUCAGUAAUAAUGCCGGUGUGGAUGGCUUUGGACUUGGGAUACUCCUCAACACGCGACAGGUAAAGCGGAUGAUCUCCUCGUAUGUUGGCGAAAAUGCAGAGUUUGAGCGACAGUACUUGUCAGGCGAGCUUGAAUUGGAAUUUGUGCCGCAGGGAACCCUGGCUGAGAGACUUCGUGCUGGUGGAGCGGGCAUACCGGCUUUCUUCACACCCACUGCCUAUGGCACACUGAUUCACAAGGGUGGAGCCCCAAUCAGAUAUGACUCUAAUGGCAACAUUUCCAUCAAAAGCGAGCCGAGGCAGCACCAGGUAUUCAACGGCAAGAACUAUAUCAUGGAACAUGCCAUCACGGGUGAUUUUGCUCUUGUUAAGGCGUGGAAAGCAGACAAGGCCGGAAAUAUAGUCUUUAGGAAAACAGCAUCGAAUUUCAAUCCAGUAAUGUGCAAGGCAGCAAAGUACACAAUAGCUGAAGUGGAAGAGAUUGUUGAGACUGGUGCCUUGCCUCCUGACCAUAUCCACAUUCCGAGCAUCUAUGUGGACGCCAUCUACAAAGGAACAAGCUUUGAGAAGAGGAUUGAGAAAAGGAAGCUGAGGGAAAAAGCUGGUGCUGCUUCUAGUGGAAAAGAUGACCUGAGAAGCCGCAUUAUCCGAAGGGCAGCUUUAGAAUUCCAGGACGGCAUGUAUGUCAACCUUGGCAUUGGGAUCCCUGUGCUUGCAAGCAACUACAUUCCCAAAGGAGUUCACGUGGUGCUCCACAGUGAAAAUGGAAUCCUUGGAGUCGGUCCAUAUCCCACAGAGGAAGAGGUCGACCCUGACUUGAUUAAUGCAGGCAAGGAGACGGUCACCGCACUGCCUGGAGCUUCCUACUUUGGCAGUGACGAAUCGUUCGCUAUGAUCCGAGGAGGCCACAUUGACCUUACAAUGCUUGGCGCAAUGGAGGUGUCACAAUAUGGGGACCUUGCUAACUGGAUGAUUCCGGGAAAAAUGGUGAAAGGCAUGGGAGGUGCCAUGGACUUGGUUUCCAGCAAAGCAGCUGGCACUAAAAUUGUCGUCACCAUGGAACACGUGGCAAAAGGGGACAAGCCUAAGAUAAAGAAGGAGUGCACACUGCCGCUCACCGGAGAGCGCUGUGUUGACCUCAUCAUCACUGAAAAGUGUGUGUUUGAAGUGUGUGAAAAGAAAGGCCUCACACUAGUUGAGAUUGCAGAUGGCCUUAAGGUCGAUGACAUCACCAAUAGUACAGCCUGCCCAUUUGAGGUGUCACCAAAUUUAAAGCCUAUGCAGCAAGUUGAGCUCUGAAGUUUACCUGUGACCUGAACUUUAUUUUGACUUUGGAGACGAUACUUUUGUACGUUACAGUAUGUUGAUCUUGUUGUGAACAUGGGAACUGCAGUGGCUAGGUGCGGUGAGCGUUGUGCACUCUGAUGUGCAUUAUACGCAACUAUUUUGUAAUCUGGCAACAUGCAUUUUAUAAUUUCUUUAUAAUGCUCUUCUUUAUUUUUUAUUUUUAUUUUUUUGAGACAAUCAUCGUUGGCACGAAAGAAAAGUAACAAUAUUUUCGUGAUCGAAUGCCAUAUGUUAGGUUGCUUUUUAUGGUCUAUUGAUGCAUUUCUAGCUGUUAUUGUUGCGAACAAGUACAAAUGUAAGUUUUUUUCUGGUUUGGUAAUGUAUACAUUUAUGCCAGCAUUACUACCAUUAUAGUGAUGGCUUGUUAUGGUUAGGGUCCUUCGUUUUCUAGUAAAACCUGACAAUUCCCAAUUUUUGCACCCUGAAAAAUAUUGAUGAAAAUAGUGUUAAACUCUGUUUCACCCUGAAGUUUCCCCCUUUGUAAGGGUUAUAAAAGGGGCAAAGACCUGCAAAAUGCAGAUGUUACAAAUCAAAUGCAUGUGGUCCACCUUUCGUGAGCAAGUGGUUAAGAUAUAUCCUACUACUAAUAAUAUUAAUAUAUAAUAAAUAUGGUAUUAUGCCUCAUUUUCAUUUGACACUCAAGCAUGUAUAAAUAUAUAGUAUAUUCAGCACAUGCUGGCCCUGAUAAAUACAUGUGUUUACACAAAUACAACAAUGACACAUUUCAUCACACAUUCUGCAUGUCGCACACACGUCUACAGCAGUUAUAUGGUAGGCAGGCAACUGAUGCAGUGCUGACAUUUCUGUGCAUAGUGAAUGGUUGCUUUGAUGUUGAGAGAAUGUUUAUCUAACUAGGUUACGCUCCAGGAGGGGUGGCUGAUCCAUUUAGGUUGUACUACAAUAAUUUUGUUGCUAGAGCAUGCCACAUUUUUGGACGCAUAACCCGCACCUAGAAUGUUAAAAAAUUUUAAAGUAAAGUUGUAGUGAAGGUUAUGUGAAAAUUUCACCUUGAGGUGUGGCUUCACAGCAGUGCUGCACAUGCUGCCAUGAAGUCCUGCCUCACGGCCAGGUUCUCCAUCAUUCAAAGUUCUGUUAUCUCCUAGAGAACCUCACCCCUCUUCCCACUCCUGCAUGGGGAGAGGAGCGAAGAACUGACCAUGGGCCAAAGAUACGACUUAGACACGUUGUGAAUCCGCAAACAGAGACUGUUCUUGCGAAAAUUUAAGUGCUGUUGUGUGCAGUUAUUUCCGUGGACUAUAUGCACCAUUCUUUUUUUUUUUUCGGGUUGUUGGAACUAGAGGUGUGGGUUAUGGGUGGUGGUGGGUUAUACGUAAGAAUGUGUUGUAUAUUGGGAACCAGUAAAAUGACUGCAGCUAAUGAGGACAAUAAGUCCGAUAGGCCUAUGAUCGACACAACUAUGCUCCCAAUUUUUGUGAUAAUGUACGUCAACAACGGCAUGUAAGAUAAAGAAAAUCAUCACACCUCCUGCGAAACAUGUUCCUGUGCACUACUUUUCGUACUUUUGUUGCUGUGUUAAAAAGUGCCGAGAACAAAAUGAAGAACAGAUCACCAAACUCAUCUCUCUUUGUUGUUCUUGUUGAUACUAUUUUUUUUCAAAGUUUAUUAAUGAUGCCUGACAACAAGGAUUUCUAAAGAUGAGUUCAUUCCUGUGAGUGAUGUUGCUUGUCUAAAUAGAACCUUGUAGAACAUUGGAGAAUAUUGCUUGUGUUAAUCGCUUGUAAAAGUAAAAAAAAAAUAUAACCUAAACUUUUGGCUGCUGCGUGACAAAACCCUCGAUUUCUUCCCAGUAUUUUUGCAGACAAACACAUACCCUGAUUUUCCUCCAUUUUCCUCCUUAAAAAUAACACCUAAUUUUUGCCCCCCGAAUUUCAAAUAGUAUAAAAACUGAAAACGAAGGACCCUAGUUAUGUUAGCCUACUCCAGCGUGAUACCUGUGCUGAUCUGAUAGUGUUAAAGCUAAAUAAUUAGAUUAUGCUCUCUAGUCUCUCGCUUCUCAUUGGGUUUUGUUUUCUUUAGUUUGUGCCAAAAGAUACAUUAACAAAGUGUGUUGCCAACUAUUUCAUGCUUCUGAUGUGUAGCUGACUGCAUUUUAUGCCACUAAGUGAAACAUACAGCAUAGUGCCCUGCUGCUAAGAAAAAAAAAGAUCAAUAAAUAAAACGGUUUUUACACAAUU
Messenger RNA from Dermacentor andersoni, 8300 nucleotides. It is a transcript of the gene SCOT, whose product is annotated as Succinyl-CoA:3-ketoacid CoA transferase. The record is from RefSeq and is a predicted model, not a curated record. Gene Ontology annotation, biological process: ketone body catabolic process. Gene Ontology annotation, molecular function: succinyl-CoA:3-oxo-acid CoA-transferase activity. Gene Ontology annotation, cellular component: mitochondrion. NCBI's taxonomy places the organism in Eukaryota, Metazoa, Arthropoda, Arachnida, Ixodida, Ixodidae.